Molecule: messenger RNA, 964 nt
Organism: Ciona intestinalis (vase tunicate)
Lineage: Eukaryota; Metazoa; Chordata; Ascidiacea; Phlebobranchia; Cionidae
Source: RefSeq, a predicted model, not a curated record
AUUGCCUUUGCCCAUCGAGAACGGGUUUAUUGGCUUCCAGAACUAUCUGGAAUAAAUACAAUGACGAAGAAGCAAUCAGCGGUUUACUGCAGUAACCGUAGCGCUGAAUUAGCUGAUAUUGCGGACAGGGAGACGUACGGAUUGAUAUAUGGUCAUGUUGCCAAACACUACAAGUAUCAAACCCUAGUGUACACGUACGUACAUGUUUGGAUAGCAUCGAAAUACAACUCUCAGACCGGAAAAGUGGCACAGAGCAAUGGUGAACCAGGCUUUAAUGGAGAUAGAAAUUGGAAACAGCCCGGCUUUCCCACCUCACAGAGCACUAGCACCGAACUAGUGAUGCGGGUUCGUUAUUUACACACAAACGACAGUGGAUUACUGAAUUAUCCGAUCGGAAAAGAAUUUGAAGCGUCUACUGUUCUCUGCUCCAUAAAACUUUCUUCCGAUCUAUAAAUUUCUAAUUUUUAAGAUGAUUGUUAUGAAUAAAUGUAACUUUCCCAAUCCUCGUGUGUACGGUAAACGACGUUUGUUAACACUGAUGUUCUGUUUCACAUACCUCGUGACCGUUUAAAAACUAUAUAUAUAAAAAUAGUAUAAAUUGUACCUCUUUUUGAUUUUUAUUACAUUUUGAAAUGAUUUAGUUUUGCAUUACCUUAUAAGCUGUGUGCACUUAUUAUUAUUUAGUCAAUAUACUGUGAAUUAAUUAUUUUAUAUUUAUAUGUGCUCAUUUAUUAGCGCUAAGCUCUCUUGUUAUUUUUUACUUUUUGCUUAGUGAGGCAUGACCAAAGAAUUCUGUUGUUUGGGACGCGAGUUAUUAUAGUGAUUCAUAAAUUAUCGGGUAACGCAAAUUAUUAGUAAAGCUUAUGUUAUUAAAGUUAAAGCCCGUAUCAUUUUGCUAUUAUUUAUCUCGUGUUGCAGGAGUAUUGUAAAGUUGUAUUGUUAUUGUUAUUACUUCUUUUAUUGC